GACUUUAGAGGAAGAAAGUACAUGGGUUGCUGCGGAUUAGUCAGUUUCUCAGAUUCUGGGUGCGGAUUCGCCGAGAUGUUUGUGGUAUGUGUUGGCCAGGAGGGACUCAGAGGUUGUAGUCACUUCACCUGCAGGAGGCUGGCUUCUCUGCUGAGCCUGACCUGUUUGUGGUGAAGAGGAAGGCGGCUCAGGAUGAGCGAGCCUCGGGACUUCUGGGAAGAGUCCAUCUGAGAAAGCCGGUCUGCGCUCUUCCUCGGGGCCACCUUAGAGUAGGCUGAUGCGUUAGUGGCUUAUCAUGGCCCAGCGAGCGAUGUGGCUCAUAAGCCACGAACCGGGAACUCUACUGCGUGGCACCGUCAGAUUCUCCAGACGGUAUCCAACUGUUGAAAAACGAGCCAAAGUCUUCAAUGGAGCAACUUAUAUGCCUAUUCCUGAAGAUGAUCCCUUUCUUAAAGCACUACUCUUCGAACUUAGAUUAUUGGAUGAUGAUAAGGACUUCGUGGAAAGUCGUGAUAGCUGUUCACACAUCAAUAAAACAUCCAUCUAUGGACUCCCAGUAGGAGGUGAAGAACUCUGGCCAGUUGUUGCUUUUCAGAAGAAUGGCAUGAUAUAUGCUUGUGUUCCACUAGUUGAACAGACUUUGUCCCCUCGUCCACCAUUAAUUAGCAUUAGUGGAAUUUCACAAGGCUUUGAACUUCUUUUUGGAAUACAGGAUUUUCUUUAUUCAGGUCAAAAAAAUGACACUGAGCUAAAUACAAAAUUGAGCCAGUUGCCUGACUUGCUUCUACAGGCUUGUCCAUUUGGAACUUUAUUAGAUGCCAAUUUACAGAAUUCAUUGGAUAGUAUUAAUUUUGCUUCUGUGACUCAUCCACAAAAACAGCCAGCCUGGAAAGCUGGAACAUACAAAGGCAAACCACAGGUUUCUAUUUCAAUCACUGAAAAGGUAAAAUCCAUGCAAUAUGAUAAACGGGAUGUAGCAGAUACGUGGCAAGUUGAUGGAGCUGUCACUUGCAAGUGUGAUUUAGAAGGAAUCAUGCCGAAUGUUACCAUCAGCUUGAGUCUCCCCACCAAUGGAUCUCCACUUCAGGAUAUUCUAGUUCAUCCUUGUGUGACUUCUCUUGACUCUGCCAUUCUGACGUCUAGUAGCAUUGAUGCAAUGGAUGAUUCUGCAUUUAGUGGACCUUAUAAAUUUCCAUUCACUCCACCUUUAGAGUCAUUCAACUUAUGCUACUACACUUCCCAGGUCCCUGUCCCACCAAUUUUGGGUUUUUAUCAAAUGAAAGAGGAAGAAGUACAACUAAAAAUAGCAGUUAAUUUAAAACUUCAUGAGAGUGUGAAAAAUAAUUUUGAAUUCUGUGAAGCCCAUAUACCAUUUUACAAUAGAGGUCCAAUCACACAUGUGGAAUACAAAGUUAGUUUUGGCCAGCUCGAAGUAUUUCGAGAGAAAAGCUUAUUGAUCUGGAUUAUCGGACAGAAGUUCCCAAAAUCAAUGGAAAUUGGUCUUUCUGGAACUGUAACUUUUGGAGCCAAGGGUCAUGAGAAGCAGCCGUUUGACCAGAUUUGCAUUGGAGGUACAGCAUAUUUAAAGCUUCAUUUUAGGAUCUUAGAUUACACACUCACUGGAUGUUAUGCAGAUCAGCAUUCAGUUCAAGUUUUUGCAUCAGGAAAACCAAAAAUAAGUACAAACCGGAAACUAAUUUCUUCUGACUAUUACAUCUGGAAUUCUAAAGCUCCUGCUCCGGUAACAUAUGGAUCAUUAUUACUGUAAUUGUCCCAUGUUUAAAUGGGACUUAUACAAUAGUAACAUAAAUUAAAUCAUAGUCUUUCAUUUUUAAUGUGUAUGCAUAUAACCUAUGAGUGAAAAAUCAGUGAGUGAUUUAAUUAUGAAAAUGCUCUUGUUUAAUGUUUUUGGUCUGACAUAGUUGGAAAGACCAUUUGGAAGACUAAGUCUCCAAUUUUGUUACCAUUUGAUUUUACUCGUGUUAGAGUAUAUGUUGUAUGUUUUAUGUUAGAGCACAAAACAGUGAUUCACUUUAGGCUUGUUUUGAACUAGUCCUGGGUCAUCCUGCCACACAUGUUCCUUCCUGCCCCUGUGGCAGACAUGGCUAAUCAGUCACAGCUCUCUUUCUCCACUGAGCCUUCCUGAAUACUGGCUCAGGCUCCUCCUCAGUGCAAAGCUGCAGGCAGCCACUCCCAAUGGAUUGUAGAUGUCUUGCAAGAUAAAAAGCCGUUUGCUCUUUCAAACUGAGUACUAAGCUCCUAGUACAGUAUAUUGUUACAGAAUACCAGAGACCACAGUAGAAACAGCUGUCAAUCUCUUGAAAAAACAGCCAAUGAAAGCGAACGAAAAUUGUUUAAAUAUUAACCUGUUCUUAAUCAGAACUAUCCUAUUGACUAAUAAAGAAUCUGCAUAAUUCUAUUUAAGGUGUUUAUCUCUGCUCUAGAGUUACUUUUCUGGUAAGCUUAUUAAUAUGCCACAGUAACAUUUUGCUUAAGAUGUCAGUAGGCAUGUUAAGAGCGGGGGUAUACCUUCAGAAGAUGAGCAUAGUGUUUUGUGAUCACUUAAUGUCUGCAGCCAAAUUUUUGAAGAUAAAUUUAGGUAUAAUAUUGCUUUUUUCCUGUAUUAUUAUAUUGAAAAUCAUUAAUAAAUGAAUUCAGGUCAAAAUUUAAAAGCCA
Messenger RNA from Equus caballus (horse), 2676 nucleotides. RefSeq names its product adaptor related protein complex 5 subunit mu 1 (gene AP5M1). Gene Ontology annotation, biological process: endosomal transport. NCBI's taxonomy places the organism in Eukaryota, Metazoa, Chordata, Mammalia, Perissodactyla, Equidae. Gene Ontology annotation, cellular component: lysosome; cytosol; late endosome. The record is from RefSeq and is a predicted model, not a curated record.